ACUGAUUUUUGUGUCACUUUAUUCUAAAUGUUAUAAAUCAGUAGCAAUUCAAAAAUCACACAAAAACCCGAUUCGGCUGGCCAACUUAAAGACUAGAAAGUCUUCACCUUCCAAAAUUCAACCCCAAACAAGUGAGUGAUCGUAAAGUUGUGGAGUGGCAAUAUGUUUCCCGAUGACUUCGACGUGGAGCCCUUCAAUCCGUUCAAUGUGGGACCCCCCAAUAGUGGAGCCCGCUCCGACUUUAAAAUCCCCACCUGCGUUACGUAUCCGCCACCGGUGUUCGUGGCCAAGCCCGAAUAUUUGCAGGCGGAGAGUAAGCCAAAGCUGGGCACGACAAAGCUGGGCGAAGUGGCCAUUUCCAAAGCCAUUAACGAGGAGAUGGCCGUGGCCAAGAAGCAGGCUGCAGCUAUCCACGAAAAAGACCGCAUUGAUGCGGGUGGUGUCUCAAGGACGAAGCUUGCGGAGGACUCCCGGUCAAAGGAAGCGGUGGGAAAGGACUCGCUACGCACUUUGAUGCCAGUAAGGUCCAGCCGACAGGCCAGUGGUGAGGGUAGGGCCAAUUUCCAAGUGUCCACAUCGGACUCCAGUGUGGCUUCCAAGGCGAACAGCGUUCCCAGGCAAAGUCAAGCCAGCAUCGAUGCCAAGGCCUCGAAAACUUCCCGGGCAAAAUCGGAGGUCUCGAACAGGAGUUCUUCGAAUACUACACUCACUCCAAAAUCCAUUUUGAAGACACCGAAGACCUCGGAGUCCGCAAAAGUUUCCUUCACCGCAAUCAAAUCAAAAGUAUCGGAUAAGUCCUCGGAAACGGGAACUCAGCGAUCCGUAAAAUCAAAGACUGAAGAGUCACCUUCAGAACCCUCUGUAAAGCCACAAAAUACUGAUUCCGUCUCCCAACACUCCAUUAAGACAGAAAACCAAGAUUCUCAAAAGGGGGUUUCCCAGGAACGACCCGCCUCUGAUCUUAUCUCCAAAAAUUCCAAGGCAAUGGCUUCAGAGACUAAUUUCAAAUCGAAAACCAACACGUCAAGUGUGCUCCCUGAAUCGAAGGAUGGGCCCAGCUACAUUCAGUCGGAGACUGCCUUAUCCUACAGACAAUCCUUGAACCAGCAGGCUGCCGAGCUGGCGGAUCGCCUAAAUGCCGGAAAUGAGAACUUCAGGCGCUACAACUCAGUGGCUAGAAAUCACUCGAUCGCAGUACCUCAAAAACUUUCUCAGGGCGAUCGCAUGACUUUCUGGUUCAGCGAUGCUGUGCUUUCCUAGGAAAAUUAUUUACUUAUUCCGAAAUUCCAUAGCCAAAGACUGGUCACAAUUGCUUGCUGUUGAGUCAGACGGAAAAAUAAAAAUUUAAACUAGCA
Messenger RNA from Drosophila suzukii, 1355 nucleotides. NCBI's taxonomy places the organism in Eukaryota, Metazoa, Arthropoda, Insecta, Diptera, Drosophilidae. The record is from RefSeq and is a predicted model, not a curated record.